Messenger RNA from Sphaeroforma arctica JP610, 415 nucleotides. RefSeq lists its product as hypothetical. The record is from RefSeq and is a predicted model, not a curated record. The coding region runs from base 1 to 321 and encodes 106 amino acids. Lineage: Eukaryota; Ichthyosporea; Ichthyophonida. The transcript has 2 exons.
AUGCUAACCACUAAUAGUUUAUACAUCUUAUAUACUGCUACCAGUACCGAGGAUUCGCCAGUAGGAGCCAUUGGAAUGUCCACGACGUCCAGGCUCCAGUUGGCGAUGAGAGUGACGAAGGACGGUGGCCCCGCAUCUUCCCGACCGUGCCUAUUGAAUACUCCUGCACAUUUCGGGAUGACUAUAGGGUCGUCGGCCAAUAAGCCAACCAUAAUCGAGAACCAACCUGUUCAGGGCCAAUAUGGACAGACUAACGUGCACCAGGCUUUUCUUCCUUUGCCUUCUGUACUACUGCUGGUAACAGAGUCCAAGGGGGAUUAAAGAACCAGUUUACACUGGGGUCGCCCCAGUGUCGUACAAAUACCCCCCCCCUUUUAACGUAGGAACACAGUAAUUAGGGAGUAUCGCAUUGCCG